This is a messenger RNA of Cyprinus carpio (common carp), 6116 nucleotides long. Its product is annotated as protein phosphatase Slingshot homolog 1. Lineage: Eukaryota; Metazoa; Chordata; Actinopteri; Cypriniformes; Cyprinidae. The record is from RefSeq and is a predicted model, not a curated record. Gene Ontology annotation, cellular component: cytoplasm. Gene Ontology annotation, molecular function: protein tyrosine/serine/threonine phosphatase activity; actin binding. Gene Ontology annotation, biological process: protein dephosphorylation; negative regulation of actin filament polymerization; actin cytoskeleton organization.
AACAAAAAUGUCAUUUCAUGAGGUAUUUUGGAGUAUUCAAUUUGCAUGACAAAACACAGACUCAGCUCCAUUUUUGGUUGCUGAACCAUACAAAUUUCUCCUCGUCAUAGGGAGGAAAAUCUGGCCAUCAAGCAUUACGUUAGUUUCGAGAUAGUCGACAUCAUAAGGGCUUGAGUAGUAUGUGGAUGAUUGGGUGUUGAGUCUGCAUAGGAUGCACUGUUGUCAGGGAGAAGUGCAAGUCACCUUCACGCGGUUGGCCCAGAAGCCCAUAUCUAACGCAGACGAUCACAGAACUACACCAACCACGGACGGUUCCCGAAACAAGGUGCAUUAUGUCUGGCCACUAAAUCAACGCUCCAGCCGCGAAGAUAGAGCACAGACAGUUGUUUAUUGGCAUCGUUGGCGUGAAUGAGAAUUUGCGGAAUCGCCGAGUUGUAUGGCAAAGCCGAUGAUGGGUUUAUCGCUCCGCUAAAUAGAUUUAAUGCGCCUCUGAAUGCAUUAACCCCGUCCCUGGCGGGUCCAGAACAGGAUAUCUCGGACCGGAGCGCCUGUGAGGUUUCCCUGAACGCUUUGCAGCACAGCCAUGGCUCUGGUGACUCUGCAGCGCUCCCCUACACCCAGCGCCGCAUCCUCAGCCAGCACCAACGCGGGGGAGGAUUUAGGGAGUGAUGAUGAUCGAAAGGCAAACCUAAGCCUGAGUGAAAGUUUCUUCAUGGUAAAAGGGGCAGCUCUGUUUUUACAGCAAGGCAGCAGUGCACAAGGGCCCAGAACACCCACCCAUCAUAAAAAUGCAGGGGAUCUACCACAGCAUCUACAAGUAAUGAUAAACACCCUCCGUGCCGAGGACAGAAUUAAAUUAGUUGUUAGGUUAGAAAGCGGUUGGAUGGACCAUGUGCGGUACAUGGUGGUUGUCUACACAAAUGGGCGUCAGGACACUGAAGAAAACAUACUGCUUGGGAUGGAUUUUACAGAUAAGGACAGUAAAAGUUGCUCUAUUGGGAUGACUCUUCCACUUUGGAGUGAUACCAAGAUUCAUUUGGAUGGUGAUGGAGGUUUCAGUGUGAGCACAGCAGGAAGACUACAUGUUUUUAAGCCUGUGUCAGUCCAGGCCAUGUGGUCUGCCCUCCAGGUGUUGCACAAAGCAUGUGAGGUGUCCCGCAGAUACAACUAUUUUCCAGGAGGAAUGGCCCUUACAUGGGUUGGCUAUUAUGAGAGCUGCAUCUCCUCAGAGCAGAGCUGUAUCAAUGAGUGGAAUGCUAUGACAGAUCUGGAGACCACACGGCCUGAUUCGCCAGUCAUGUUUUCUGAUCAGCCAACAGAGAGAGAGAGAACAGAGUGUAUGAUCAAAGCCAAACUCCGAAACAUAAUGAUGUUUCAGGACCUGGAAAAUAUUACUUCUAAGGAGAUCCGAAAUGAACUGGAACAACAUAUGAGCUGCAACCUGAGGGAGUAUAAAGAGUUUAUUGACAAUGAGAUGCUGCUAAUCCUGGGCCAGAUGGACAAGGCUACACUCAUAUUUGACCAUCUGUACCUGGGCUCAGAAUGGAAUGCAUCCAACUUGGAGGAACUUCAAGACUCUGGGGUUGGGUAUAUCCUCAAUGUCACAAGAGAGAUUGACAACUUUUUCCCAGGUACCUUUUGUUAUUGUAAUAUCCGUGUUUACGAUGAUGAGACUACAGAUCUGCUGGCACACUGGAACGAAACCUACAACUUCAUAGUUAAAGCCAAGAAAAACAACUCUAAAUGCCUUGUACAUUGCAAGAUGGGAGUGAGUCGCUCAGCAUCCACCGUCAUUGCUUAUGCUAUGAAGGAGUAUGGAUGGUCACAUGAAAAGGCAUACACUUUUGUCAAACAGAAGAGGAAUAUAGCACAGCCCAAUCCAGCUUUUAUGAAACAACUUGCUGAGUACGAGGGGAUUUUAGAUGCCAGCAAGCAGAGACACAAUAAACUCUGGCAACCAGACGGUGAUGAGUAUUCGCUGGAGGGCCUUCAGGCUUCAGCUGCCAGUGGUGACCAGACUCCUCAAUUUUCCUCACUGCACCCCGAUCAAGAGGAGACCGCUUGGGGCCAUGGUGGAGCAAGUGCUUCCCCCUGCUGUGGAGAAGAGCCGACAGACCAUCUCAAUUACAACUACUACUUCCGGCGACUCUCAGACACCGCUCUGGACAGUGAACCUUCCACUCCAGUUCGAGGUCCUCCACUUUUAGGCAUGGAACGAGUCUUUAUUGAGAUUGAGGACGUAGAGAGGGAUGCAUUGUUGGACGAUGAAGGCUUCCCCAUGGCUCACUUGGCCCUUCCUGGGGAGUGCACAGCGGCCCAGACCUGCGGCCGACUGGAGCCUAUAGAGGACAUGCGCUUGAGGCUGGAGUUUAGCACGGUGGAGGAGGAGGACGAGGAGGAAGCACAAAAGGAGGAGGCGGAGAUGGCCGCCUUAGCUCGUGGCGAGGAGACGCCGAGGGAAGACGAGAGCCUGGCUAACUCGAACCGCUUUAACAACGAGAACGCCAACAACAGCAACAGGCUGGCCGGGAAACGCAGCUGCCCUUCUGGCUUUGACGACAGUGCUAGCAUUGGAAAGCCCUACAAAGUGAAGCCCUCAUAUCAGUCGUGCCGAGACUGCCUGCGCCUGCCCAGCGGCCGCCGCUGCGAACGUCGCACCCAUCGCCUUAACCUGUCACGUCACACUGGCCUGCCCAGUAUGUCCAUCCAGGCCCCCAGAGGACACAAAUUCAGUCCUGUCUCCGCCAAUAAGGUGCCUCCUCCUGCCCCUCUGCAUCACAUGAGCAGCGGGCACUGCCAGUGCAUUCGUUGCUUCGGUCGAGCCAACUCGGACACUUGCCACAAGCAACCGAGCUGCGAAGACCUUCCUCAGGAUUUGCGUUAUUCCUUGGAGACUGAGGACAGAAUGGAAGGGGAGGACGAGGGGAGCAAGGAAAGCUCCAGCAGUCCUGUGACAGAGCUCACUCUCCUGACGCUCAGUCUGGGUGGUGAGAGGCCUACGGCGGAGCUCAGUCAGGGGGCCCACCUGGAUACACAGCUGGUGCAAAUGUCCGGUCCUCAGUCGGAACAGAUGGACUUGAGCAUAGAGGACUCUGCCAUAGAGGACAUGGAAGUGGAUGAGGGGAACAUCCCCAGCUCGCACCCUGGCUCCAGUGAACUCCAGCAAACGCUCGCACCGGGCUCGGCCCUGACACGCAGCUCCAGCAGCGAUAGUCUGCCGAGAAUUCGCAGAGGCCAGCCGGGCUUGGUAUGUCAGCGAGCUCAAGAGAUCGAGACCCGUGUGCGGCUCGCCGGACUGACCAUGUCCUCCCAACUCAAAAGGUCUAAUUCACUUGCCAAGCUAGGUGACUUGGCCAUCUCCACAGAGGACCUGACGCUCUCCACCGCAGUCUCCGUUGACUACGAUGACCAAGAGCCUGCUAUUUGCGUGCAAUCCUCUUGCUCCCCCAAGCUCUCUUUAACUCCAACUGUGUUGCAGAGUUUGAAAAGCUGACUUCAAGAUGUCAGAACUGCUUUCUCAGUGAAUGGGACCGAUCCAGUCCUACAGCCAUCGAGAGCAACCAUGGAGGCCAAUGCUGCAAGACACCUCGUGAGAACAAUCAGGCCAGGCUUGGACGUCCUUCCAGCAGCCCUUUACAUAACUGCACUGCAUUCUUCAUGUGUCUGUCUGUGCUUUAACGAAGAUAUAUAUUAAAGCAUGCUCUGGCUUGGACCUUCAUUAACGGCUUUGUUGAUACGGCUUUUCUUUGUCUUGCUAAAGGAAGCCCUACCUGUUAAGGUUUUAAAAUACAUGUGGCCCAUCGAUAGGUCACAUAAUCAGACCUUUUUAAAUCAGCAAUGAUUUUCCUCAAAUAUUUGUUUGAUCUCCAUAAUUUAAACUGUUUUAAACUUUAAAACCCAAUUUUGUGCCCUUUGGUUGAUAUUCUAACAGCAUCUGUGAUAUUUUGCCUCCCGGUUUGUUCACCAGCAAAUUUAGGUGCUGCUGCAAAUGAACCAAUCAUGCAGUUGUGAUGAUCUGAUAGCAUAAAGAGACAAUUUAUCUGAUUUAGAUGAUUGUAAACCUUAAAGGUGCACAUAAAUGUGAAAAUUAAAAGGGUGCUAUGGAAUAACUAAUCAGAACACUUGUUAUGUACUACUAAUAAUAGAAAUUUUCAAACCAUAGAAAUUACUGGUUGGACCAAAUAAGGUGGUAGGCGAGUAUUUAUAAGUUAUUUAAAAACUGAAUCAAUUUAGAUGUAUAUAUUAAUACAUUUCCAUGAUAACAUUUGAGCUAUGGCUUUAUUAAAACAUGAUCAAAAUCUGAGCCCAAACCAUAAGCUUUAAAAAACAGAAAUCCAUCCCUAAUUGGCUAUUAAAAUUAAACACUGUAGUCCUGGAUAUUUAAUUGGCAACUUUUUGGUAAACUUGCCUUCAAAAACCGUAUAGUUCCACAAACCUGUGUGGAACUUUUAAUCAAAAUGUUGCUCCACAAAAGUACUUUAAGACUAAAGCUUAGCCUGAAAUGUAUGAUUAUGUUUUAUUCCAACCUGAUAGUUACUUGAAUGACAUCAACAAAGCCACAUAAUUAUUGUCUAUUUCCAGAGAAAAAUGCAACAUGAAUGUGGUUGGCUAUUUGUCUUACAACACUAAUUUGCUUUUCAGCUGGUGUUUAUCAGAUCAACUACAUCUGAAAUGUGCUACUAGAGUAGCUCCUGUUAUGUAAUUUAGCUUAAGCUGUUUAUUGUACAAAUUGUAGCCUGUGAUGUGCAAAAGGCUUUAGCAGCAACAUAUUAGUACAAUACAGUCUUCAAGUUGAUCAUAGGAUGUUCACUAUUGUCCUUUAAAAGGUCCUUUUAAAGUGUCUCCUAUAUGAAGUGACAUCUGAUCAUGACAGUCAUGUACGUUAGGUUUUAACAGGUAUGCACAGUUUGUUAUAAUAUUGUGGGUAUAGGGACCUGCUUGAGCUUGUCAGUUUAAUACCAUGAUGGUGUAUGAUAUUUGUGAAAGAACACAAAGCUUGAUUAGUGCUCAAAGAUAACUAGUUAAGUUUGCAAGUAUUGGUUAAACUUGACCUGAAUUAUUUUGUCAUAUAUUUAUAUAUGUAAUUUAAUAAUUAAUGUUAUUGGUCUUUGUGUUGCUUACUAAGGUUUUUUUUUUUUUUUUUUUUUUUUGAAAGAAAUAUGCAAAGUGGCCUGUGCAAUAAGUGUAAGCAAGAAUUUGAAGCGAAUCAUCUUUAUUUAUACAAUAAUGUGAAAAGUAACUAGUUUUCAUUAAGAAGAAUAACAAAUGUGAGAGAAACGAAAGAGUUUUGAAUGAAAUGGGGUUUUUCUCCAUGUGGUCCACUUGGGUUCAGUCACUGCUGUAUUUAACUAUUAUGUUCUUAUUUUUAUUUUAAAGCUGUGAGACGUAUUUCAUAUUGCUUUUGCAAAUUCCAAAUGAUUUGGAACUUAAAAUUUGCUUUUUAUUUAUUCAUUUAUUUUUCCCAUUUAAAAAAAAUGCAUAUAAUGAGAACUUUCCCAUUUCAAACUGUGUAGUCCUGGGGGGUAAAAAGUAUUUCUGCAAAUCAAAAUUAUGACGAUUGCCAAAAGAAGAUGGCCUCCCAAAGAGAUCAAAGUUGUAGUUUUGCAUACCUCCUCCCAGCUGCUGCUGAUUUGAGUACAAGACAUUUUUUUUUCUUUGGACAUGCAAGUGCCUUACCUGUUGCCAUUUGCAAUCAGUUGUGAUCUUUGGUAAAAACCGCUCUUUGUUUUGCAGAGGUUUUGUCUCCACCUGUUUGCGGUCUUUAUAAAGCAAAGUUUAUUUUGAAAACAAAAAAAUUCAUAUUUUGAGGCUUACUCAAGUCUGUUUGUCUUUUCAUUUUGAUACUACACUUCAUAUUUGAAUAGAGGAGAUCAAAGUCAUUUAUUUAUUGUCAUGUUUUGGCAUGUUUGAACACACUAAGCUAACAAUAAAACUGGAAGAUUGCCUUCAGCCCUAACUAAACAGCUCUUAAAAGUGACUUGGAACAUACAUCAUCUAUACACUGUACUUCAUUUUGACCAUUUUAAGUUGUGCUGCACUUUGUUUUAUAAUGUUAUGUACAGUUAAUUAAAAAAAUAAAUUGUUUAUUGUCUGCAUCAGAAAUGGACCAGUAUUGA